Drosophila kikkawai is the source of this 2460-nucleotide messenger RNA. RefSeq lists its product as uncharacterized. NCBI's taxonomy places the organism in Eukaryota, Metazoa, Arthropoda, Insecta, Diptera, Drosophilidae. The record is from RefSeq and is a predicted model, not a curated record.
CCCGCGAGCGGCCAACACGUAUACGGCGCUGUGUGCAGCGGAAAGGCAGCAGCAACAACAACGAACCGAUAAUAGGCAGCGCAGCGCAACUGAAGUGUGAAUUCGAAUUGAGGUUAUGUAAGGCGAAAUAGCCAGACGCGAAAACAAAACGCAUAAGCAGCUGGCUGCAUCGGUCAGGUCACAGGCUCGCCCAGCCCCGAAGGAACUAGUACGCAAGCAGGAGCUGCCCCAUGGAGGAGGCCAAGACGCAGGCGCAGGCGCAAAGCCAUCCGAUGGAGGAUGUGGCCCUCAAUGAAAGCGACGAGGACAAGCAGACGGCCAGGCCCAGGAAUUGGGUUAAGUUUGACGACGAGGCGGACGGCGGCGAGAAAAACAAUAACAGCGAUGCCACACAGCAACCGCAGCAGCAGCAGCAACAACAAAACAAGUUGUCUCUGCCCCCGCCGCCGUCGGUGGUGAGCAGCAACAACAACAGGAGGGCGCGCUCGCGCAGUCCCAACGAUCCGUCGCCAACAACAACCACACCUGUCCAGCGCCCGGCCGUCUCUUCGACCACAGCUGCGACACCGGGCGAAGUCCAGGCAUCAUCCCCGGAUGUGGCGCCCGCUGUCCUGACAACUGAGAGCACGCACGUCAAUCUCAGUGCAUCCGGCAGUGGCGUUGUCAGCGGUGCCAGUGCUCCUCCAAGUGCGAGUUUGAAUGCCUCUGGCCCGGCGUCGGCCCGGCACAACCCGCAACUAAUAAACCAAAAAGCGUCAGCAGCCCCCUCCUCAGCACAUACUGCAGCGGCGUCUUCAAGCCACCAUCACAAUGGCAGUGGGGCCAACGGUACAGGAGUUACCCAGCCAGUGGACCAGGGAUCUGGGAUGCGCACGAUAGAGCUGUCGACGGGUCGUAUCCGCGAGGGAUUCGCUAACGGCGAUGUGAUUGUCACCCUUCUACCGGCCAACACGAAAUGGCCGUGGAUAACGCCUGCCAUUUUCCGUCCGGAGCUGGUGCCCGAGGAGCUUAUGGCCCAGGGCUUAACGCUAACCGUGGAGGAUUACGUGAACGCGAUGGAGACGCUGGUGAACGACUACCGCUUCACGGUGUACAACAUCUGCUACAAGCGCAUCCUGGUCUGCUGGAUACUGUUCGCCUUUGCCGUCCUGCUGGCGCUGCUCUUCUCCGGCCUGCAGGGCGUGGCUCUGUUCGCCCUUGGCGUGGGCUGGCUCUUCCUGAACGCGGCGGCCAUCUUCCUGUGCAUGUGGGUCAAGUUGCGCCUGUCGCGCGGCCUGGAGAAGUGCCUGGCACGCGUGAAUCGGCAGCUGGUGCGGCACAAGAUUCUGCUGGUGCUGGACGACCGGGGUCGCAUCUCGUGCCACAAGGUCAACCUCUGCUUCAUGUACUUCGACGCUACGCAGUGCGUGAGCUUCCUCAACGAGUUCCUGGAGCACACCGAGCAGACGGGCGGCGAGGCCAUCAAGGCGGGCUGGGAGGCGAAGCUCGACAUUGACCUUAACGACAUCGUGAUCCAGGGCAGCCAGCCGGUGCGAGUGCCCCGCAAGCAGGAGCGCGGCCUGCAGCUGUUCCUGCGCUACGGAUCCCGGUGGGGCAUGGAGGCCCUGAGGGGAUUGGUGGACGUGACGCCCCUGGAGCCGGGACGCCACUGCGGACAGUUCCAGUGCCCCUGCCAGUACAUCAAAGAGCACCUGCAGUGCAAACCGCGAGGCAAGUUCAAGUGUUGCAAUUUUGUGCAUUGGGUGAUGGCAUCUGAGCGCUACGACAGCGACAGCUAGAGCUUGUUGAAUGUUUUGUGUGCUAUAACUAAGUGAAUUUACCGCGAGCUAAUCUAGAGGCUUUACUCCUAAUUCUAUAUGAAUUUAGCCCAGUUCCUUGGCCCCAAACCGACCGUUUGUAAAUGCAGUCGAGAAAAUACCAAUAAGCUACCAGAAAAACUAAUCUGCCAAGCGUGUGCAUUUUCCUAUAUCUUUGCAAUUGAUCAACUCUCUUUCGUUUCAGAUGUCAGCCCCUAGGGCUGUGGCAAGGUCUGGUAGUUUUUGGUAUCUCUCCCUUCUGCCUCUCUGAAUCUCAUCUAAUUUUCUUACUUCUGUGUCUAAGUUAACCCAGCAAUAUGAUUCCAAAUUUCUGAUCAACCGUGUUUCUUUAUGCUCUCAAAAUUUACAUUAAACAGUUGCCAUAAACAGCAUUGGCCAAGUAGUUUGGACCCGAUUCCCCUUGUUUGGUGGCUAGACAGUAAACUGGGUGUUGGCCCUAUAAAACCCUAACCCCCACACGAUUACAGUCGAAGAAAAUAUUACACACUAAGCCGUUUCGAUAUUAUUUUUCCAAUACCGCAAAUUAUGUUCUUACCAAACGCAAGCGAGUGAAUUUCUUAUUAACAUAAGUCUUGUAAAUGAUUGUCCACAUACGUAUUACCUUGUUGGUGUCACAAAUAAAUGUCUAUAUGUGUGUUAAUAA